AUGCGAUAUCCACUGACCAUAAAUAGCUUUUACUUUAUUGCUUCUUGUUUUGCACCAAGUCUAAUCAAGGAUGUGGGGGACAUUGAAGAUUUGUUGGUCUUUGCAGCUUUACUGCUCGGUGGUUUUGCUCUUAAUCUUAAGCUCCUAGUUCAUGCCCAGGAUCAAUCAGGGUUCAUUAGCAUAGAUUGUGGACUCCCGGCAGAAAAUUCAAGCUAUAUUGAAAUGACAACCGGCAUUAACUAUACAUCAGAUGCCAACUUCAUUGACACUGGUGAAAUUAAGAUGGUAUUUCCUGAAUACAGAGAUAAGAAGCAGCAGCCAUACGAGUCUCUUAGGAUGUUUCCCGAAGGGAUAAGGAACUGCUACAAAAUAAAUGUUAUAAGUCGCAGCAAGUAUUUGAUCCGAGCAUGUUUCUAUUACGGGAACUAUGAUGGUCAAGAUAAAUCACCAGAAUUUGAACUUCAUUUUGGUGCUAAUUUGUGGGAUUCAGUGACUUUUGAUGAUGCAUCCACAGACAUAAACAAGGAGCUUAUACAUUUUGUACCUGAUGGAGUCUCAAAUGUACAUGUUUGUCUUGUGAACACAGGCUUUGGGGUUCCAUUUAUAUCAGGGAUAGAGCUGAGGCCUUUAUCUAAUGAAUCGUAUGAAGCACAAGUGGGAUCCUUGGCACUUGAAUGGCUGUAUGACACAGGUCUAAUGGUUAAUACGAGGGGAUACAGGUAUCCAGAGGAUGUUCAUGAUCGCUUCUGGUAUAUCUACGAAAGCCUCGACAAUUGGGAACAAUUAAAUACUUCAUCCACCAUUGACCCUGACAAUCAGAACAGCUUUGAAUUACCAUCUGUUGUUAUGAGUACUGCCAUCAAGCCAAAAAAUGUAAAUGAGUCCUUGAAUUUUUGUUGGCAGCCUACUGAUCAAAGUGCAGAAUAUUAUAUUUUCAUGCAUUUCACAGAAGUUGAAAAGCUCCAACCAAACCAGACUAGAUUUCAAUACAUAACCAAAAAUGGAAAAUCUAAAAUGACCUAUUUGCUGGAGUACAUGUACCCAGCUACUAGUUACAGUAGUAAAGCAAUGAGCGGAGGACAAGACAUUUCAAUCUUCAAGGCUGAGAAUUCCACCCUUCCACCCAUCCUCAAUGCUUUUGAGAUUUAUAAGGUGAAAAAAUUCGUAGAAUUAGAUACAAGUCAAGGAGAUGUUGCUGCAAUCACACAACUCAAGUCAUCUUAUAAAAUCAGAAGAAACUGGCAAGGAGAUCCUUGUGCCCCUCAAGUUUACUCAUGGCAAGGUCUAAACUGUAGCUAUCUGAAAAGUGAUCAGGCCCUAAGAAUCAUAUCCUUAAACUUGUCCUCAAGUGGACUAACAGGGGAGAUUGAUCUUUCUAUGUCCAAUCUCACAAUGCUACAGACUUUGGAUUUAUCGAACAACAACUUAACCGGACCUAUUCCAGAAUUUUUGUUUCAAUUGUCAAAUUUAAAAGUCCUAAACUUGGAGAACAACAAUCUGAAUGGCUUGGUUCCAGUUGGACUGAUUGAAAGAAUGAAAGAUGUAUUUCAUGGCUAUAUAGACAAAACUCAAGUAGCCAUUAAGAUGCUUUCGUCAUCAUCAGUUCAAGAAUUUCAUGCAGAGGUUAAUCUUCUGAUGAGAGUUCAUCAUACAAACUUGACCAACCUUGUUGGAUAUUGCAAUGAGGAAAUAAAUAUAGGGCUCGUGUACGAGUAUAUGGCCAAUGGAAACUUACAAGAACAUCUGUCAGAUGACAGUUCCACUACUUUGGGUUGGGAAGAUAGACUUCGAAUAGCAGUAGACGCUGCACAAGGAUUGGAGUAUCUGCAUUAUGGUUGUAAGCCACCUAUAAUUCACAAGGAUGUGAAAUCAGCAAACAUCUUGCUGACUGAAAACUUCCAAGCCAAAGUAUCUGAUUUUGGCCUAUCCAGAAAUUUCCCUACAGACCUUGUGACUCAUAUAACAACUGGCGUUGCUGGUACUCCCGGGUACCUUGACCCUGAGUACUACCUAACAAGCAGGUUAAAUGAGAAAAGUGAUGUUUAUAGCUUUGGAAUUGUGCUGUUGGAAAUUAUCACAAGCCGACCUGUUAUAUCAGGAGCUAUUGAGAGAAUUCACAUUAGUCAAUGGGUUGCUUCCAUGCUUGCGCAAGGAGACAUUUACAGUAUUGUUGAUCCAAGAUUCUCUCUAAAUGCUAACUAUGUGUGGAAAGUUUUGGAGAUAGCAAUGGUAUGUAUAUCUCCAGACCCCGUCAAAAGGCCAAUGAUGAGUCAGGUAGUGAUGGAACUGAAGGAGUGUUUGGCAACAGAACUGGCUCGAACAAAGCAGAGAGGAAAUGAAACUGGUUUAGGAUAUUCCACUGUGAUGAUACGUCUCAGAAUGAGUCGAUCAGAGUACAUCCCUCAGUUAUUGCAACUUAAUUUAUCUAAAACGCAGUCGCAUGUCUCAUAUUUAUCGGGAAGGUUCUGCUGA
Messenger RNA from Rosa chinensis, 2472 nucleotides. RefSeq names its product probable LRR receptor-like serine/threonine-protein kinase At1g51880. NCBI's taxonomy places the organism in Eukaryota, Viridiplantae, Streptophyta, Magnoliopsida, Rosales, Rosaceae. The record is from RefSeq and is a predicted model, not a curated record. Gene Ontology annotation, biological process: protein phosphorylation. Gene Ontology annotation, molecular function: protein kinase activity; protein binding; ATP binding.